GGGAAUUGACAAAGACGCACGAAUUCUGCAUUAAUCUGCAUAGUCUGUAUCGCUCAGGCUGCCCUGCUUUCAUGUUCUUCGUCCAUGCUCAUCACCACGGCAGCCAUACGGCGGAUCUCAGCGUCCAACAGCAAGACGACAUUCUCAUGGAAGAGGUCGACGACGAGCUGGACCAACUCGCGUCGUCUCUUCAGAGAAGGACCGCCCUCGUGACGACGGCCUCGUCUGAGUCGUCUUCCCGUCCGGCAAUGAAUCUGCCUGAAGCCGCCGGCAUCUUGGAGACGGCUGCAUCGCUGCCGAAUGAGACGAGGGCAAUUAUUAAGAGGAUGGUGAAGCUGCAAGAAAAUGGAGCUGGAUACCGUGAGAUUGGGCGCCGUUUGCAGAAGGGCGGGAGGCGGAUCAUCAGAGAGCUUUCACGGCUGAUCGAGCGAUAUCGGACUCAUCUUGAGGAGGGUCAAGAGGCGUGUCAAUCACGCCUGAUCGAGGCUGAGGAGGCAAGCAAAGAGGCGAGGCAGCAGCUGGCACGAAGCACUGCAGCGGUCACAGAGGUGGGACGGGGAGAGAGCGCUCACCUGUGUCGCAUGGCAUGUUUCGUUGCAGGUGAGCGCGGCGGCGUAUGCGGAUUGCUCCGCCGUUCGAGGCCAAACCAUUAAGACGGAAGACAUGCUCACAAAACACGAAGAGCAGUGCAAGGCUUCAAUAACAUCGCUCAGAGACCGCCUGGCUGACCUAAAGCAUGACGUCGGAGUCAGAAAAAAUGUCAGCCAAAGUCAUACAUAGACAAAAAGGAUCAUUCAUCCGUCUGUCUGUAUGCCUGUCCAGAUCAUGACGGACACCAAGUGCUUGGAUGUUCUGGGCCGGGAUGCCAUUCAACUGCUCGAUCAGCUGGCCGAGUCUCAACAGAAGGCCUCAGAUGACAGCCCUGAAAUGAAUGCCACGUCGUCUUCAUCACACGCCCUUCCCUUGCUUGAGUGUCACCUGAUGAUGCUGCGAAUGCAUCAGGGAAGAAUUUUAUCGGCGGAGAGAAGUCAAGGUCAUUCGUCGUUUGCUGUCUUCCGGCAAUUGGCGUUGCAGCUUCGAACAGAGGAAGCGCGGAAAUCCCUGACAAGGUAGGGAGGAGGAUAUCGCUCCCACGCGCCUUGCUGAUUUUUGUGGUUCUUUCUGAUGUGUGCAGAGCGAUUGCUCAUGUAAUGCCUCCCUCAUCCACUCGCCCCUCCAUCUCACUUGCCACAUCACAGCCAGUUGUCUGUGCAGAGCUUAGCACGCUCGACAGGCCAGCCAUGUGCGACCUGCUGGGGCAGAUGACGGCAGACGUCAUGACGGCACUGCAAGAGGGGCGCGAUCAGAUGGACGAACAGGAAGACGGAUGCAUCGCCGCUGAGAGGUAAGAGAAAAGUGAAACACAUGUGAAUGGACGGCAGGGUCUCUCUUUCUGUGCACUAUCAGGUCUUAUACGGACGAGCUGGCCACCCUUGAGGACACAUUUGGCCGGUGCGAGGUUGAGAAGGCACAGUCAAUGGAUGCCCUCAAGCAGGCAGAGAAGGAGGAGAGCAUCAAACAACAUCUGCAUCUGGAAGCAGACAAGGUCCCCAAGAGACAGAGCUCAGAACACAAAGAAGUCGGUGGGUGGGUGCGUGUUGGUGCCGCAGGCUUUUCAGCGAGUCCGCGACGAGUGUGCAGCGGGGGAGACCUCUUCCCGCAAGUUUCUCGAAGCGGUUAGAACUGUGCGGUUGGAGGUCGCCACCAUCUACAAACGACCUGCCCCCAGUGUGAGGUGCAAACAUAACGUGCAGCCUGCUUCCCUUGUCAUCUCCUUGUGUGUAGGAUUGUGAGCUGGCCGAUUGGCACAGCGAAGGGGCCUGCAGCAAAACCUGUGGAGGAGGAAAGAUGACCAGGACACGUACGGUAAGGAAUACAAAAUGCCUUCUCGACUGAGAUUUCGCCUUGCGCCCUCAGGUCAUUGCUCCGCCUGGGAAUGGCGGUGCGGGAUGCGGACCACUCACAAAGACCGCCAAGUGCAACACGGAUCCUUGCCCGAUCGACUGUGUACUCGGCAACUUCUCCGACUGGUAGUGCACCAACCUGGAGUGCCCAAUGCCCAUCCUCGCGUCUGUGUGUCUCUUUCAGGACGGACUGCUCAGCAACAUGUGGGGGCGGCCUCAUGUCUCGUCAGCGUGAGGUCAUACGCGAGGCGCGGCACAAUGGCAGCCCAUGCGUCGGCACCGAGGAGACCAGACAAUGCAACGUACUGAUGCGAAAUCAGAGACAGAGACAUACAUUCACUCGCGUUCGUUGCACGCGUCGUAGGUGGAUCCUUGCGGGAGCUGUGAUGUGGGCGAGUGGCACGAGUGGACUCCCUGCGACAGGGCGUGUGGGGGAGGCUUCCGGUAUAGCAGACGCGUCGUGGCCCCCACAGGGACAUUCACAGGUGAGAGCAAGGCGGAGCAUGAAUUCAUCGAGACUCUCGGUCGAUCAUCUGCCUAUGUCUUCAGCUGACGACUGCAAAGCUGAAGAGACCGUCAAGCGACAAGAUUGCAGUAUCGAUGUCUGCCCCACCAACUUCACCUGCACAGGCAGACUGGACCUCGUGUUUGCUGUCGACUCAUCGGGGUCGGUUGGAGAAGCGAUGUUUGAGAGCGAGGUGAAGCCACUGCUGCGCGCAAUGGUGUCCCUUCUCGACAUCAGCUGGCGGUCUGUCAGGGUAAAGGACAUAGCCAACAUCAUCCCUCACCUGUCAUUGCAAUGAUGCAGCUGUCCGUUUGCGCAUUUAGGUGGGUUUUGUCGACUACGCCACUUCAGUCAAGACGAGACGGCUGACCGGGUCUCGCAGAAGCAUCAUACAGGGAAUCGAGAAGCUGCCAUUCCUGUCGGGAGGCACGCGGACCGAUGUGGCCCUCAGCGCUGCACUCAGGCUGAUCGAUCGAGUAAGAGACACACGACACAACAGACACAAGACCUUCUGAACAACGCCCCUCCUUCCUUCUGUGUGCAGUGGGGUCGCGAUUGGGAUGACGUAAUGACCACCGUGGUGAUUGUGACGAAUGGCAAGCCUUUCUUUCCUUUUCUUGUGGAGAACCAGCGGCUCAGACUGGAGGAGAGGGGCGUGCGGGUUAUGAUGCUGCGAGUGGGGCGGGUGAUGGACCAGACGCAACAGCAGCUGUACGUCUCGCAACCAUUGCAGCACAACUUUAACAACAAGCUCUCCUAUGGGGAGAUGAGAGAGGGAUACAAAGAGGUAAGGGGACAAGGAAAGGCCCCAUGAUGCAGGCACUCCGAUGUCUGUCUCAUGCAGCCGGUGACAUAUUUCUGCCCGCGUCUCAAGAGCCAACAUAUCGACCAGCUGGCCACCACACCGAGCUGACAGCAGCCAUUUAUGUACGUGUACCAUGGAUGAUCGCAGUCGCAAGUAUACGUGUGUCUGUGAGCAGACGCAAAAACCCAU
Vitrella brassicaformis is the source of this 3442-nucleotide messenger RNA. The record is from the annotation of a GenBank genome assembly. NCBI's taxonomy places the organism in Eukaryota, Vitrellaceae.